Calypte anna (Anna's hummingbird) is the source of this 1221-nucleotide messenger RNA. Its product is annotated as solute carrier family 2, facilitated glucose transporter member 11-like. The record is from RefSeq and is a predicted model, not a curated record. Gene Ontology annotation, biological process: monosaccharide transmembrane transport. Gene Ontology annotation, cellular component: membrane. Gene Ontology annotation, molecular function: hexose transmembrane transporter activity. NCBI's taxonomy places the organism in Eukaryota, Metazoa, Chordata, Aves, Apodiformes, Trochilidae.
AUGGCGAGCGGGCGGAACCGGGACAGGGAGGCUGAGGGUAAAGGCGGGUCACGUGUCUCGCAGGAAUUGUCCAAUCAGCGGGAGGGGCUGGGGCCGGGGCGUGGCUACGCGGACGCGCGCUCCACGUGGAGCUCCGGGGUCCCGCUUCAGAGCAAGAUCCUGGUCCUGACAAUAUGUGCUGCUGGGACUGGAGGCACUUUCCAAUAUGGUUACAACUUCUCAAUCAUCAGCUCCAGCUUCAGUAACACUGCCCUUCCCUCUCAGUACAUCCAAAUGUUCAUCAGUGAAGCCAGACUGGAGCACAGGGGUGUUCCCCUUGAGAGCAAGGAGGUGCUGCUGCUGUGGUCUCCCACAUACCCUGUGGGAGGCCUCACUGGGGCAGUCAUUGCUGGUCCCGUGGCCAUCAUGUUGGGAGGACUGCAGGAGCUCAGAGGCAGCAGUGACAUGAGCACAGAGCUGGAAGAGAUGCUGACUGAGCAGGCUGCUCUGAAAGGUCAGAGAGCAAAGAACCCUUUGGAGCUCUUCCCAAAUCCAGCUUUGAGGUGGCAGCUGAUGAGCAUCACUGUGCUGAGCAGUGCCAUGCAGCUCUGCAGGAAUGACUCAAUAAGCAGCCUGGCAGCUUACAUGUUGCAAGAGGCUGGAAUUCCACAGGACAAAAUCCUGUAUAUUGUAAUUGGAACAGGGAUUGAACUGAUCACAUCUGUCACUUGUAACAUGAUCAUAGACUACUCUGGUGGGAGGCCACUGCUCCUGGGGGGAUGUGUCCUCAUGGCAGGAUGGGCCAUUGUCUUCAUGGUCACUCUGAGCCAGCAGGCUCAGGUGAGCUGGAUGCCUUACCUCAGCAUGGCCUGCAUCUUCACCUGUAUCCUGAGCUUUGGAAUUGGUCCAGCUGGUGUAACAGGAGUUCUGCCCACAGAGGUUUUUGAUCAAAUGUCCCAGCCAGCUGCUUACACGAUUUGUGGCUCUCUGUUGUGGUUCAACCUCCUCCUGGUUGGAAUGGCCUUUCCAUUCAUUUGGUGUGAAAGUCUGGCACAUUUCUGCUACGUCCCAUUCCUUGUGGUCUGCAUCUGCACCACACUCUACGUUGGAUUUUUCCUUCCUGAAACAAAGGGAAAGUCCUUCCUGGAAAUCUCAGAGGAGUUCAAGAAACUGAACUUCAAAGCUCAGACCCAUUCAGUUUUAUAUAAAUGCCCUGAUGAAAUCAAAUCCACUGUAUUAUAG